UUUAUUAAGAAGAAAACCUGUUCUAAGGUUUUCGUUAUCACUGUAAUUUUUUUAGCCUUUCUUGCCUUUUAUUUUCUGCAUUCAAACCACAAGCCUCUACUGUAUGAAGAUUAUUUAACGCCGUUAUCGCAGUCUUACCUCAAACUACACCAUUGCAUGUUUGGAACAAAAAAAUGGAGAUUAUACUACCCUGAACUUAAGUUGAUUUUGGAGUCAAUUGAAUCAGGGAAAUUAAAAUGGCCGCUCCCACCUGUGAAUACUACUUCAGCUUACUACAGCCAUCUAGUGGUCAACAAAAAGCAAAAUUAUGUCGUUGGAGAUAAAUUAGUGAUGACCAUAAUAGCUAAAGAUGGAAAUGGGAAAAGGAAAACUCAUGGGGGGGAUUAUUUCUUCGCAAGACUUAUACAUGCUGAAAGUCGCAACAAACCAUAUCAAGAUGGGAUCGCAUGCGAUAUAGAAGACCAUGGUGAUGGGACAUACAGUGUGUCUGCUCCUCUGCUAAUCCCCGGUACAUCCUCUCUCUUCAUUGAUCUUGUGCAUCCCAGUGAAGCAGUAGUUGCUCUUGUUUUAGAAGCAAGUGGAACAUCUGGUUCAGGAAUCUACUUUGUAGCAACUUAUCCUUCAUCGGAAGAAGUGGUGUGUAAUGUCAGUCUCUCACAAUCAAGCCCCAUCAAAGUUUGCAACUUCUCCCAACCAACCAAAGGUUUCUCCUGGUUUUGUGAUUACCCCAAGAAAUCAUCACAUUGCCCCAAAGUUUUAAACUACACCAAAGUUUCAUACAAAGAGUCAGAUGUCUUCUUGCUUGGAAAACAAAGUUACUUCAAGCAAAAUUCAAACUGGAAGAUUCCAAUUCAAGGCUCAGGGUUUUCUGUUGAUGUUUUAGAUUCAAGUUUUAUGAUUGAUUAUGUCAAGUCUCUCCCUGAAUGUUCUGUUCCUGUUGGUAUGUCACAGUUGGCUUAUGAUCGUAACCUUGGCAGACAUAGUGGUUUGUACCUCAAUGACAAAUGGCAGUCACUACAAUGUAAUAAUAAGAUUACAAUGUACAAACAAUGGACAUGCUUGCGCAACAAAGCGCUUUAUUUAAUUGGUGAUUCAACAAUGAGACAAUGGUAUGAACAAUUUGAAACAAUUUUAAACUUGAACACAUCAACCAAGUUACUAGACCAUCCAGAAAUUUGGCAAAAAUCCCGCAACGGUACAAAUGCAGAACACAACAUAACAGUAUACUACAGAUCCCAUGGCUUGCCCCUGCAUAACCCAGGACCUGCAGAAUCUCACCCUUUUAUUGUGGAUACUUUGAACAAUAUCCCUGCUACAAGUGAACCAAGCACUAUCAUUGUAAUCAACUUUGCUCUGCAUUUUUGCCUCAUAGACCCAAAGUUUUAUCUUUAUCGAGUACAAGCCGUAAAAAGGUCAGUAAUUUCUUUAAUGGAACGAUCACCAGGUGUUAAAGUUUUUAUUCGCGGCUGCAUUCGACACCGAAACACUCGUAAAGUUGUCCCAACUGAAUGGUAUAGUUUCAGACUUUGUAAAAUACUAAGGGCCGAGUUUGCAGAAGUUCCCGGAGUUGGUUUCAUUGACACUUGGCAGAUGACGACUGUGCGAACCAAUCAUAUCAACAUUCAUCCAGAUGUAGAAAUUGUGGCCGACCAAAUAAAUUUGUUUCUAUCUUACGUUUGCUAGAUAAUAUAAUAGUCAGUUACUUUUGUUAUUGGACUAGGCCUAUAGAAAUAUAAAAUUAAUCGUGCAUUUUUUUAUUAGAAAAAAUCUUGUUUUCUAUAAAAUUAACUUAAUGUUAAUUUCAAGGUGUACAACAUAUUUAAACGUACAGGCAUAUUUAAGUGUACCAGCAUAUUAAUUUUUUUUUCUUGUUACUGGUUAGUUGUUUUACUUAUACGUACUUAGUUAUUCCAAUCUUGAUUCAGGCCUCAGUUUUCAACAUAAGCAAUAUUGCAUUAUAAAAUGAAAUUAUUGUAUAAUUAUAAAUAAUAUCAUUUGUUUACAAUUUUACAGGGGUUGCCAUGCUUAAAUAGAUUCA
This is a messenger RNA of Ciona intestinalis (vase tunicate), 2038 nucleotides long. Its product is annotated as NXPE family member 3-like. Lineage: Eukaryota; Metazoa; Chordata; Ascidiacea; Phlebobranchia; Cionidae. The record is from RefSeq and is a predicted model, not a curated record.